This is a messenger RNA of Branchiostoma belcheri (Belcher's lancelet), 1741 nucleotides long. RefSeq lists its product as uncharacterized. Gene Ontology annotation, cellular component: membrane. Lineage: Eukaryota; Metazoa; Chordata; Leptocardii; Amphioxiformes; Branchiostomatidae. The record is from RefSeq and is a predicted model, not a curated record. The transcript has 13 exons. Gene Ontology annotation, molecular function: calcium ion binding. Bases 127 to 1695 code for a protein of 522 amino acids. Gene Ontology annotation, biological process: homophilic cell-cell adhesion.
AAGAGUCACACUUCCCCUCGGUCUAUAGAACAGCUUAUUUAUUUCAAGAAAAGGAGAAACGUUUUAGUCUUCCUGCAGAAGAUAGAAGGACUUGUUCCCGUAUCGCAGGGUGUUUCAGUGUCCACUAUGGCAGUUCUAAUGAAGGCACUGGCGGUUCUGUUGGUGUUGUGUGCGCGUAGGUGUUUUGCUGAUAAAAGGUCAUUUAAAGUCGGAGUAUCUGAGAGUGUUGACCCCGGUCACGUGAUCACAAGUGUUCGUACCUUGUACCUGCAGUGGUGGAAAGGUGACGGACAGUUUCGUAUUACAUCAGGGAACAAGGACGAUCGGUUCACAAUCGGGAAUGAGACUGGUGACGUCAUCGUGAAGAGGUACCUGAACUAUGACAUUGAGCCUCACUAUGAGCUGAGGGUGACCAACGAUAAAGCUGAGAGAAAGAGGGAGAUCAAAAUCAGGAUCUCCGUGGAGGAUGAGCUGGACUACCCUCCCACCUUCAACCCGAACUGUUACAUCCCACCUCGUGUUAGGGACACCACAGAGAUUUGGCCGCUGAUGGGAACACUGCACUCGUUCCUCGGAUACCAGAAUCUGUUUAGCAACCGCAAAAAUGGAUCGAAAUCGGUGAUGGUCCUGGACAACGAUCGCUGUGAUGCUAAGGUGUUUUCGAUCUGUAAGAGUGACUUCUGGGACGACACUAUACCGGAAGGAACCACGCCUUUCUUCAACUUUGAGUGUACAAACGACCAGGAGCCGAGACGGAGCCUACCCACCAUAACGCCAUACUGGAAUGCGUCCUAUGAGCGUCCAGAUGACAGCACGAUCAGCCCACAGUGGUUUGUGGACAAGCCGAAGAAAAAGUUCCUGAGGCACAUCCUGCUGGAAAUCAACGUCGAAAACUUCAUCACCGAAAGUCCAUCUCUGUACAAAUGCACCAUGGAGUUCAAGGCUCCAAAUUUCGGGUUUAAAGCCAGCAUGGGGUUUGGCAUUGAAGCUUUAGGGUGCCCUGCUGGGUUCUUCGGAGGAAACUGCAGUGAGAUCUGUGUGUGCCAAAAUGGCGGCAGCUGUCAUCCAUUUAAUGGCGCCUGUAAGUGCCCGGAUGGAUGGAAGGGCAGGGCCUGUGAUAUCAAGGAUCCAAAGGUUGCCAUGUCUCCGACCUACCAGAACGUCACUUCCGGCCAGACAGCACGGCUCAGCUGUGUGGCUCUGAAUGUCCAUUCCUCCAGCACCUUCGCCUGGGCUCUGAACGGGAAACAGCUGAGUGUAGAAGGUAACAACAUGGUCACAUUACAAGGAUUCAACACACAAUUCAACAGGACAUUUGUGAACGUCACCAUUACCGUGGUGAUCACCAAUCUCGAUAUGUCUGGUGAGUACGCAUGCGCGUACAAAGCCACGGAUGGAAGGGUCUACCGACAGUUUGCAAAGGUUGCCCUGGAAGGAAACUUCAGUCCUCAGUGUGGCAGUUGCUUACCCCUGAAGUCAGUGAGUGGGGAGUCUGUCGCCCUGUACGUCGUCAGCGGCCUUGCCGUACUGUUUCUCCUGGUGCUGAUCACCCAGAGCUACCUGAAGCACAAGCUGGUAGAGAAGGAGAAAGCCAUCACCAUGGUUACCAAAAAUGACCCGGAUGUAAAGAAACCCAUUGCUGAGUUCCCGGAUAUGGUCCGCAGGGCAACCGUUGAAAACGAAUACACCGUGUGAGGGGUUCAUUUAAAGGCAUCCAAUGCGAUUUCAGGGCAGCAAAACU